AAUGAUUCUAUUCUAAUUUCUGCCUCCACCAACAAAAUUCCCUUUUCACUCGCCUGAUUUAAUGCAAUGAUGUUUUUCAACAUAUGUAGCUCCUUGCUACUCUGCUCCAGUAAGUAUUUAUAGAUGGUCCUUAUCUUCCACUAAAAUCAAUUCCAGUCUCCUCUAUUUUGCUCUUGCAAGAUGGGCUUUUUCUUUAGAUGCUUAAUAUUCCGUUUAUGUGUUCAGCUCUCAUCACUCACACUAAAAGAAAACAAACUUUCCUUAGCCUGAAGGGAGGGCAAGGAUGACAAGUGUUGAUUUGGGGAGGUAGAAGCCUCCUCUGUCUUUAAAUAUUCUUAUUUUUUCCAGUUUUAUGCCUCUGCAAUCCAUAAUAUGAACUUCUUAGUGUCCCAAGUACUUUUUAUUGUAGUAUGGCUUUCUAUAUGGAGCCGAGACUUGUUCAAUCUAAACUUUACUGUCAAAGUAACAUCCAGCCAAAGCCAAUUUUUUCUGCGAUGGUAUUUUUUUUCCUCAGAUGCCAUUGUCCUGCUGUUAAAGUCUGUAGGUGGUGAGACCUCCGUGCACUGGUCAGCGUAACUGGACUGGAGCUUCCACAUCAAGCAUCCUACAAGAGAUCCGGUGACUCCAAAACCCAUUGAAAGAGCGGAGGAGGGAUCGCUCAUCUAAGCCAUCUGUGGAGCUGCUCAGAAGGCAUGGAACAGAUAAAGUCUGGGCCAGGCACCCAGAGGACGGGACCGAGGGCCAGCUGCUGGAAGGUAGUGGCUGCUGCCGCCGUGGUGGGCAGCGUGACAGCCCUCUACCUGGGGAUCCUGCUGGCAUGUCAUCCCACGGGAGAGACCAGCUUCGAGCACACAGUGGAGCUGCAAGGAAUCACAUUCAAUAGCAGCUUACAGAUGGAGAGCUCGGACUACUACAGGGUGCUGACACCCGCUCUUGAGAGGCUGUUUCUGUCCAGUGUCCAGGACUCCCAGCUGGACUGGAGCUGCACUGGUUGCACCAUCCUGGGCUACAGGAAUGGAAACUCAAGCGUGAUUGUCCAUUUCCGCCUCCGCUUCAUCCCCCAGGAUUCGCAGCCCCUGAGCUCCACCGUGGAGGAAGAAGCUCUCAGGCACGGGCUGGCGGCUGCGUUGAGCAGGCAAGGUCUCUCCCUGGCUGCCUACGGGACGAUAUCCUCAGCUUCUCUUACAGGUCCCAGCGAGGUUUCUCCCCACAGACCGGGACUGAAAUCAGGAAGCUGCCCCGCAGACACGUUCACCUGCCGCAACAGCCAGUGUGUGCGGAAAGAGAACCCUGAAUGUGAUGGCCAAAGAGACUGUGCCGAUGGCUCUGAUGAAAGGGGCUGUGACUGCGGGAGCCGUCCUGCCAUGCAGACUGCCAGCAGGAUAGUGGGAGGCUCAGAGGCAUCCCGAGGGGAGUUCCCAUGGCAGGUCAGCCUGCGAGAGAACAACGAGCACUUCUGCGGUGCUGCAAUCCUCACGGAGAAGUGGCUGGUGUCUGCCGCUCACUGCUUUACUGAGUUCCAGGACCCGGCCAUGUGGGCAGCUUACACGGGGACCACCUCCCUCAAAGGCUCAGACAGUGGCGCGGUGAAAAUGGGCAUCGCUCGCAUCAUCCCGCACCCCUUCUACAACGCCGACACGGCUGACUAUGAUGUGGCCGUGCUGGAGCUGAAGAGACCCGUGACCUUCACAAAGUACAUCCAGCCCGUGUGCCUGCCCGAGGCUGGGCAUCACUUCCCCGCCAGCAAGAAGUGCCUCAUCUCCGGCUGGGGCUACCUCAGGGAGGAUUUCUUGGUGAAACCCGAAUUCCUGCAGAAAGCAACAGUGGAGCUGCUGGACCAGACGCUGUGCUCCAGUCUCUACAGCCAUGCCCUCACAGACAGGAUGCUGUGUGCUGGCUACCUGGAGGGGAAGAUCGACUCCUGCCAGGGUGACUCUGGUGGGCCGCUGGUUUGCCAAGAACCAUCUGGCAAGUUUUUCCUGGCGGGAAUCGUGAGCUGGGGAAUUGGGUGCGCUGAAGCCAGGCGGCCUGGGGUUUACACACGUGUGACCAAACUCAGAGACUGGAUCUUGGAUGCUAUUUCUGCCUUCCCCACCUCCAUAGCCCGCACUCUCCCUCCAAUACAUCCCAGUACUAACAGUAACGUGGUCAGCACUGAAGACCUCAACACCACUGGAGCAAACCCCGUCAUGUCACCAGCCCCAGCGGCCAGCCAGCCAGUGACUGCUUCCAGACCACAAGAGUGUGGAGGACGGCCUGGGUUCUCUAAACCCAGCAAGAUCGUGGGAGGAACAGAUGCUUCCAGUGGAGAGAUCCCUUGGCAAGUCAGCCUGAAAGAAGACUCAAUGCAUUUCUGUGGAGCCACCAUAAUCGGGGACCGCUGGCUGCUGUCGGCAGCUCACUGCUUCAACGAGACAGAACCAGGGGAGAUUGAAGCCUACGUGGGAACUACCUCGCUGAACGGAACAGAUGGGACUGCAGUGAGAGUCAACGUAACAAGAGUGAUCCAGCAUCCCCUCUUCAACCCUAUUUUUCUGGACUUUGAUGUGGCUCUACUUGAGCUAGAGAGACCUCUUGUCUUCAACAAAUACAUCCAGCCCAUCUGUCUCCCACUUGCUGGGCAGAAGUUUCCUGUUGGCAAGAAAUGCAUCAUUUCUGGGUGGGGUGACCUCCAAGAAGGGAACGUCACCAAGCCUGAAAUCCUGCAGAAAGCCUCCGUGGGCAUCAUAGACCAGAAGAUCUGCGACUUCCUCUACAACUUCUCCCUCACUGACCGAAUGAUCUGUGCUGGCUUCCUGGAGGGGAAGGUAGACUCAUGCCAGGGAGAUUCAGGUGGACCCUUGGCCUGUGAGGUGACCCCCGGAGUGUUUUAUCUGGCCGGCAUCGUGAGCUGGGGAAUUGGUUGUGCCCAGGCUAUGAAACCUGGUGUUUACUCCAGAAUUACCAAACUCAAAGACUGGAUCCUGGCUACCAUCUCACAGGUGCCCAGUCUUGGCACAGGCACCCCUUCCAGUUCAGCUAUUACCGGAACUCCUGCUGCCACCAUCCUUGUUCGCCAGCCCAGCACAACGGCUGCGAUUCCAACCAACAGAACCACCCUGGCCGUGGAGACAACACCCGUGACAGAAACCUCCACAGCUCUGAAAACCACUGAGCCUGCCAAGCCCCCCCAAAGCCCAGUGGUGCCUUGUACCAGCCUCACCUUCAAGUGUUCCAGCAACGUCUGUAUUGGAAAACAAAACCCUGAAUGUGAUGGCAUCGUUGACUGCAGCAACGACUUCGAUGAACAUAACUGUGGUGAGUAUUGCUUUGCAGCCUGUGACUGCUGCCCAACCUCGUUCUACAUUGCCCUGGGUUGGGCAAUCUGUGGUUUUGACACACAAUGGGGGACGAUGUGAUUGAGAGCAGCCCUGCAGAGAAGUACUUGGAGUGCUGGGGAUGAGAAGCUCGACAUGAGCCGGCAAUGUGCGCUCAUGUGCCCGUCAAGUUCAGCAACACCAUCAAACCCAUCUGUCUCCCAACGAACUGUGUCCUGGGCUGCAUCCAAAGCAGCGUGGCCAGCAGGGAGGAAGGGGAUUCUGCCCCUCUAUUCCUCUCUUGUGAGACCUCACCUGGAGUAUUGUGUCCAGUUCUGGAAUCCUUAACGUAAGAAGGAGAUGGAGCUGUUGGAAUGGGUCCAGAGGAGGCUACAAAGGUGAUUGGAGGGCUGGAGCACCUCUGCUAUGAGAACAGGCUGAGAGAGUUGGGCUUGUUCAGUCUGGAGAAGAGUAGGCUCCGAGGAGAACUUACAGCGACCUUCCAGUACCUGAAGGGGCUACAAGAAAGCGGGAGAGACUUUUUACAAAGGCAUGGAGUGAUAGGACGAGGGGAAAUGGCUUUAAAUUGGAAAGGGGAAGA
Cuculus canorus (common cuckoo) is the source of this 3897-nucleotide messenger RNA. RefSeq names its product transmembrane serine protease 9 (gene TMPRSS9). Bases 693 to 3398 code for a protein of 901 amino acids. Gene Ontology annotation, biological process: proteolysis. The transcript is spliced from 16 exons. The record is from RefSeq and is a predicted model, not a curated record. Gene Ontology annotation, molecular function: protein binding; serine-type endopeptidase activity. NCBI's taxonomy places the organism in Eukaryota, Metazoa, Chordata, Aves, Cuculiformes, Cuculidae.